Messenger RNA from Brassica oleracea var. oleracea, 650 nucleotides. Its product is annotated as STS14 protein. Bases 41 to 583 code for a protein of 180 amino acids. Lineage: Eukaryota; Viridiplantae; Streptophyta; Magnoliopsida; Brassicales; Brassicaceae. The record is from RefSeq and is a predicted model, not a curated record. The transcript has 2 exons.
UUUGUCUCCUUCCACCAAUGUUACUAAAAUCCACCAAAAAAUGUCUCUAGUCCAUUAUGCCAUCCUCGUGGCACUUCUUGUCAUCUCCGCCAAUGCAGUCUCUCCUCCAGAGAAGUUGAAACCCAAACAAACCGUUCCUGCUUCUCCUACAAUCUCUGCUGCCGCCAAAGCUUUCACCGACGCGCACAACAAGGCCAGAGCCAUGGUAGGUGUCCCACCGCUAGUAUGGAGCCAGACGCUGGAGGCGGCGGCGAACCGGCUGGCUCGUUACCAGAGGAACCAGAAGAAAUGCGAGUUUGCGAGUCUAAACCCAGGGAAAUACGGCGCGAACCAGCUUUGGGCCAAAGGUUUGGCCGUGACGCCGAUUCUUGCGGUGGAGACAUGGGUGAAGGAGAAACCUUUCUACGACUACAAGUCGGACAAGUGUGCCCCGAACCACACGUGUGGUGUCUAUAAACAAGUCGUGUGGAGAGACUCAAAGGAGCUAGGCUGUGCUCAAGCCAUGUGUACUAAAGAGUCAACGGUUUUAACCAUUUGUUUCUAUAAUCCUCCCGGGAAUAUAAUUGGCCAAAAGCCAUACUAGAAAAAAAAAAUGUAUUACUUACUAGAGUAACUAUAUUAAUGGGCCAAAAAAUAAUCUCAUUAUUUGA